Messenger RNA from Cygnus atratus (black swan), 3831 nucleotides. RefSeq names its product erb-b2 receptor tyrosine kinase 3 (gene ERBB3). Bases 16 to 3831 code for a protein of 1271 amino acids. Gene Ontology annotation, molecular function: neuregulin receptor activity; ATP binding; neuregulin binding. Gene Ontology annotation, biological process: positive regulation of kinase activity; multicellular organism development; nervous system development. The transcript is spliced from 27 exons. NCBI's taxonomy places the organism in Eukaryota, Metazoa, Chordata, Aves, Anseriformes, Anatidae. The record is from RefSeq and is a predicted model, not a curated record. Gene Ontology annotation, cellular component: basal plasma membrane; signaling receptor complex.
CAGACGCUGCACAAGAUGUACAACAACUGCGAGAUCGUGAUGGGCAACCUGGAGAUCGUCCUCAUCGACCACAUGCAGGACCUCUCCUUCCUGCAGACCAUCCGGGAGGUGACGGGCUACAUCCUGAUCGCCAUGAACGUCUUCGCCUCGCUGCCGCUGCAGAACCUGCGCGUCAUCCGUGGCACCCAGUUCUACGAGGAGAAGUAUGCGCUCUUCGUGCUGCUCAACUACAACCCCAACACCACGCACGCCCUGCGCCAGCUUGGCCUCAACCAGCUCACAGAGAUCCUGGCCGGCGGCGUCUACAUCGAGAAGAACGAGCAGCUCUGCCACGUGGACACGGUGGAGUGGCGGGACAUCAUGCGGGACCCCCGGCUGGAGCCCGUGGUGGGGGACAACGGCAGGGCAUGCGCCCCAUGCCACGAGAGCUGCGGCGGGCACUGCUGGGGGCCCGGCCCCGAGGACUGUCAGAAAUUGACCAAGACCAUCUGUGCCCCCCAGUGCAACGGGCGCUGCUUCGGGCGGGCGCCCAACGAGUGCUGCCACGAGGAGUGCGCGGGGGGCUGCACCGGCCCCCGGCAGACACACUGCUUCGCCUGCAGGCACUUCAACGACAGCGGGGCGUGCGUGCCGCUGUGCCCCCAGCCCCUCAUCUACAACAAGCUCACCUUCCAGCUGGAGCCCAACCCCGACACCAAGUACCAGUACGGGGGCAUCUGCGUCCGGAGCUGCCCGCAUAACUUCGUGGUGGACCAGAGCUCCUGCGUCCGUGCCUGCCCCAACGACAAGAUGGAGGUGGAGAAGAAUGGGCUGAAGAUGUGCGAGCCCUGCUCGGGGCUGUGCCCCAAGGCCUGCGAGGGCACCGGGGCCGGCAGCAAGUACCAGACUGUGGACUCCAGCAACAUCGACACCUUCGUGAACUGCACCAAGAUCCUGGGCAAUCUGGAUUUCCUCAUCACCGGCCUGGAGGGGGAUCCCUGGCGCAACAUCUCGGCGCUGGACCCCGAGAAGCUGAACGUCUUCCGGACGGUGCGGGAGAUCACGGGGUACCUCAACAUCCAGUCCUGGCCCAAGCACAUGCACAACUUCAGCGUCUUCUCCAACCUGGUCACCAUCGGGGGACGGAGCCUCUACAACCGGGGUUUCUCCCUGCUCAUCAUGAAGAAUGAGAACGUGACGUCGCUGGGGCUGCGCUCGCUGCGGGAGGUGAGCGCGGGCAGGGUGUACAUCACGGAAAACCGGCGCCUCUGCUACCUCCACACCGUGCAGUGGGCAGCGCUCAGCCGCCGCCGCGCCGACCUCGACAUCAAGAACAACAAACCCCGCAGCAAGUGCCAGCAAGAGGGGAAGGUGUGCGACCCGCUGUGCUCCGCCGACGGGUGCUGGGGUCCCGGCCCCGAGCAGUGCCUGUCCUGCCAGCACUACAGCCGCCGGGGCGUCUGCGUGGCCUCCUGCCACUUCACCGAGGGGGAGACGCGGGAGUUCGCCCACGGGACUGAGUGCUUUGAGUGCCACCCCGAGUGCGAGCUCAUCGAGGGCGGCAUCACCUGCAACGGCUCGGGCGCCGACACCUGCACCCGCUGCGCCCACUACCGGGACGGGCCCCACUGCGUGGAGAGCUGCCCUGAGGGCAUCCUGGGCGAGCGCGGCCCCAUCUACAAGUACCCGGACUCCAGCCGCGAGUGCCGGCCCUGCCAUGAGAACUGCACCCGGGGGUGCCUGGGGCCGCUGCUGCGGGACUGCCUGGGGGACGCCCUGCCCAGCUCCAGGAAAGCCCCCACGGUGAUCGCGGUGCUGGUGGUCGGUGGGCUCUUCCUCUCCUGCUCCUGCUUCCUCCUCUCCCUGCUCUACUGGCGCGGCAAGAAGAUCCAGAAGAAGCGGGCGAUGCGGCGCUACCUGGAGAGGGGAGAGAGCCUGGAGCCGCUGGACCCCAGUGAGAAGGCCAACAAGGUUCUGGCCCGCAUCUUCAAGGAGACGGAGCUGAAGCGCCUGAAGGUGCUGGGCUCCGGCGUGUUCGGGACCGUGCACAAGGGCAUCUGGAUCCCGGACGGGGACUCCAUCAAGAUCCCGGUGAGCAUCAAGGUGAUCCAGGACUGGAGCGGGCAGCAGUCCUUCCACGCCGUCACCGACCACAUGCUGGCCAUCGGCAGCCUGGACCAUGCCUACAUCGUGCGGCUGCUGGGCAUCUGCCCCGGACCCCAGCUGCAGCUGGUGACCCAGCUCCUGCCGCUGGGCUCCCUCCUCGACUACGUCCGCAAGAACCGCGACGGCAUCAGCCCGCAGCUGCUGCUCAACUGGUGCGUGCAGGUGGCCAAGGGGAUGUACUACCUGGAGGAGCACCGCAUGGUGCACCGCAACCUGGCCGCCCGCAAUGUGCUGCUCAAGUCGCCCAGCCAGGCCCAGGUGGCCGACUUCGGCAUCGCCGACCUCCUCUACCCCGACGACAAGAAGUAUUUCUACAACGAGGUCAAGACGCCCAUCAAGUGGAUGGCGCUGGAGAGCAUCCACUUCGGGAAGUACACGCACCAGAGCGACGUCUGGAGCUACGGCGUGACGCUCUGGGAGAUGAUGACCUUUGGGGCCGAGCCCUACGCCGGCAUCCGGCUGGCUGAGGUGCCCGACCUGCUGGAGAAGGGUGAGCGGCUCUCGCAGCCCCAGAUCUGCACCAUCGACGUCUACAUGGUGAUGGUCAAGUGCUGGAUGAUCGACGAGAACAUCCGCCCUACCUUCAAGGAGCUGGCCAACGAGUUCACCCGCAUGGCCCGCGACCCCCCGCGCUACCUGGUGAUCAAGGAGAGCGGGGCCGCACCGCCCGCCGAGCCCCCCACGCUCAGCGACAAGGAGCUGGAUGAGAUGGAGACGCUGGAGCUGGAGGAGGAGGAGCUGGACGCAUCCUUCGGCCUCGCCGCCGGGCUCUACCCGCCCCGGCCACGGGGCAGCUGCACCCGGAGCCCCAGCUUGCUGAGCCCCCCGGCCGGGUACAUCCCCAUGAACCAGCCCAGCCUGGGCAGCAGCCGCCAGGGCACGGUGACCCGGCUGCCGCGGCGCAGCCGCCAGGAGUCCCUGGGGCGCACGGUGUCGGAGUCGUCGGAGGGCCGGGGCACGGCCUCGGAGCUGGACCUGGCCGAGGGGCUGUCGCUGGCAGGGAGCCUGUGCCGCAGCCUGCGCUCGCGGGGGGACAGCGCCUACCUGUCCCAGCGGGAGAGCUUCCCCCCCCCGCCCCCCAGCUCCGAGGGCAGCGAGGAGGACGCCAACGGCUACGUCACCCCCAGCUGCGCCGGGAGGGACCCAGAGCCCGCCGGGGUCUUGGUGCCGGAUCCGGAGGAGGAGUACGAGUACAUGAACCGGCGCCCCGGGGCACCCCCGGGUGCCCCCCCACCCCGGCCGGCCUCGCUGGAGGAGCUGGGCUACGAGUACAUGGAGGUGGGCUCGGAGCCCGGUGCGCCCCCCGGAGCCCCCCCGGGCCGCGGGGAGGAGGAGGAGGACUACGAGUACAUGAACAAGCAGCCGCGGCUGAGCCGCUCGCUGGGCAGCGUGGGCGGGGGGCCGGGACCCCGGCACGAGGGUGGCCCCCCCCGGCAUGACGGCUACACCGACAUGCGGCCGGGGGAGGCCAGCACCCCAGCCCCCGCCGAGGAGCAGGGCUACGAGGAGAUGGAGGCGGUGCUGGCCCCCCGCGGCCCCCCCUGCCCCGGCUGCCGCGGCCCCCCCGGGCCCCCCCCCGGCUGCAUGAAGCCCCUACGCAGCCUGGAGGCUUCGGACUGCGCCUUUGACAACCCCGACUACUGGCACAGCCGCCUCUUCGCCAAGGCGGAUGCCCAGCGGACGUAG